AUGCCCUCCAUUCAGACGAUCCAGCUUUCCCAUCUGCCCUCGAACAGGCCAGUGCAUAUCGCGUUAUAUCGAGAUCUCCAAAAUGCAUCGUUUCUAAGGGAGCAACUACUUGCUGGAAAUACUGAAUUUGAAUAUGCCUCCAUCGACGCUGCAACGAUUGCAGAAUCCUUUCGAAAAUUUGGGUUGACCGACGCCACAAAGGAUUUAAUAGUGGUAAAAGUUUCCAUGCCACCAGGGGUGACAAAUGAGUCCGUAGCUCAACAUCUGGGUGAAGUGGUCAAGGGAAUCCCACUUACUUUUGACGACGACAACCUCCGUCUGGUGUCAGAUAUUGGCAGGAUUAAGAAGGCAUAUAAGUUGGGUUCGGGGAUUACUAAACCAGCGCCGAGGGCUGAACCUGGCAAGGCUGGCCAGAACUACUCCCAUAAGCCGGUGGAGAUGGAAAUGAGAGAUCUUGAAAGGACUAUUCUUGGCCUCAUGGCUUUAAGAGGCUCGUGA
This is a messenger RNA of Histoplasma mississippiense, 498 nucleotides long. RefSeq lists its product with no specific name. Gene Ontology annotation, cellular component: nucleus; cytosol; EKC/KEOPS complex. NCBI's taxonomy places the organism in Eukaryota, Fungi, Ascomycota, Eurotiomycetes, Onygenales, Ajellomycetaceae. The coding region runs from base 1 to 498 and encodes 165 amino acids. Gene Ontology annotation, biological process: telomere maintenance via recombination; tRNA threonylcarbamoyladenosine modification. The transcript has 2 exons. The record is from RefSeq and is a predicted model, not a curated record.